AGUCAGUCAAUCAGUGUUACGGGAGGCGCGUGCGGAUGGGGCGAGCGGCGGCAGAUCGUCAUCGCCGGGAACGAACGGCAACAAUAGCACCCUGAUCAAAGAAAAGUAAAAAAAACGAAACCCACCACCGAGCUCGUGUGUAGUGAGUGCGUGAAAUAUAGAGUGUGGAAAAUAUGGAGUGCAGGAGGAUCGUCAGCUUCCUGGCGGCUACUUGCCUGCUGCUGUUGAUCGACGUCGCCGCCGACGAGCAUAAUCAUGUGUAUGAACUCGGUAAUGAGGUAGUGUUGUGGAUGAGUACCGUUGGCCCUUAUCAUAACCGACAAGAAACUUACUCCUAUUACUCUUUACCAUUCUGUAAAGGGCCUAAAGAAGUUAUUAAUCAUUACCAUGAAACUUUAUCUGAAGCUCUACAAGGUAUGGAGCUGAAAAUAAGUGGACUAAACAUAGAGUUUCGACAACCUGUUAAAAGAAAAGAGUAUUGUAAGAUUGAUUUGAAUGAGGAAAGUUAUAAAGCUUUUGUCUAUGCUGUAAGAAAUCAGUAUUGGUAUCAGAUGUACAUCGAUAACUUGCCAAUUUGGGGUGUUGUUGGUGAACCUGAUGAUACAAAUGGUGAAAUCUCUUACUACAUUUGGACGCACAAAAAACUAGACAUUGGUUACAAUGGCAAGCAAAUUGUUGAUGUCAACUUGACUAGCGAAUCCAAAAUUGAACUGAAGCCUGGCAAGAAAAUUCCGUUUAGCUAUGAAGUCAACUGGAAAAAGAGUAAUAUCAAAUUUGAGGAUAGAUUUGACAAAUACUUAGAUCCUAAUUUUUUCCAACACAGGAUUCACUGGUUUAGCAUUUUCAAUAGCUUCAUGAUGGUCAUGUUCCUGGUUGGACUUGUAUCAAUGAUUUUAAUGCGCACUCUAAGAAAAGACUAUGCCAGAUAUAGCAAAGAUGAGGAGAUGGAUGACAUGGAGAGAGAUUUGGGAGAUGAAUAUGGUUGGAAACAAGUUCAUGGAGAUGUGUUCAGACCAGCUAAUUCACCCAUGCUGUUUUCUGCACUGAUUGGAGCUGGUUUUCAAAUCACAUUCGUAGUAUUAAAUGUCAUCUUAAUCGCGAUCAUUGGAGAACUCUAUACAGAGCGAGGAUCGAUGCUUUCUGUAGCUAUUUUGGUUUAUGCACUCACAUCUCCAAUCAAUGGUUACGCAGGAGGUGGACUUUACGCGCGAAUGGGCGGCCGAUUGUGGAUUAAGCAGAUGCUUCUCAGUGCUUUCUUGAUUCCAGCUUUGGUUUGCGGUACCGCUUUCUUCAUCAACUUUAUUGCCAUGUAUUACCACGCCAGUAGAGCUAUCCCUUUCGGAUCAAUGGUGGCUGUAACGUGUAUCUGCAUAUUUGUGAUUCUACCAUUGACCGUAGUAGGAACCAUUUUGGGCCGUAAUCUCGCAGGCACACCAAAUGCUCCAUGCAGAGUUAAUGCAGUGCCACGACCUAUACCUGAGAAAAAAUGGUUUAUGGAGCCAUUUGUUAUUAUUAUGCUCGGUGGCAUCCUUCCGUUCGGCUCUAUCUUUAUUGAAAUGUAUUUCAUCUUCACGUCGUUCUGGGCGUACAAGAUUUACUACGUAUAUGGUUUUAUGUUACUGGUGUUUGUUAUCCUUAUAAUCGUAACUGUAUGCGUGACAAUCGUUUGCACAUACUUCCUUCUCAAUGCCGAAGAUUACAGAUGGCAAUGGACUAGUUUUCUAGCAGCUGCAUCAACAGCCAGCUAUGUUUACCUUUAUUCGUUUUAUUACUUCUUCUUCAAGACUAAGAUGUACGGCCUCUUCCAAACCGCGUUCUAUUUCGGCUAUAUGGCACUGUUCAGCUUGGCUCUGGGCAUAAUGUGUGGUACAGUCGGCUAUGUGGGUACAAAUGCGUUCGUUCGCAAGAUUUACUCGACAGUGAAGAUAGAUUAAGUCGUGAUUGUAAACAUCGUCUACAGAGAGAUGACAUCGCUACUCAAAGUAGGACUCACCAACGCUCGCGUUUGUUCUGUUUCUUCCCCUAUUACGAGAAAGAAAAAACUCCCUAGUCAAACGCAAAAGGUAUAGUCUUGGAGUCAUGUAGAUUCCAAGUAUGUGUAUAACUAAUAAAAGAAAAGAAAAAUAAUGAAAAUCGAGUCCUACAGCGAGACGGCUGAUGUGUAGAGAUUUUCUCGCAAAUUUACACACAGUCGAUGGAUGAAUCUCUCGAUGGCUUAAGAAAAUAAUGUAUGCCUGGUUGUGAUUUAUGAAUGACUAUGCAACGUGAUGUGAGUGAUGUAAUAAAUAAGUUGUUACGAACGUCCAUUUGUUGCUACGACUGGUGCACAUACAUUAAGUUUUCAUCUUUCUUUUUAUCAACAAUGCAUUCUUUUUGGACUUACAAUGGAUCUUUAUGUUUGGAAAACUAUUGCGUAGAGUUGUAAAUUACUCAACUGUUGUAAAGUAUAAAAUUUUUUCGUAAUCGAUGAUUUUUAGAUGCAAUCAACUGAAAUAUAAGUAAUAUAUAAAAACAAAACCAAAUAGAGAAUGGUGAAGGGUAUGUAUUGUAAUUGCUUGCUACAGAUACACAAAUGUUUUAUUGAUUUAAAUCAAAUUAUCACUUGUGCUAUAUCAACGUAUAAAGUUUUUUUCAGUUAAAAUUGUUUUUAAGAGUAACAUUGCUAAUAUGAGCUAUUCUUUUCAUAAAAGAAUCAAUUGGUAAUGAAAUUUUUCUACGAAAACAAGUAGAUAUUACAUUUUAAAUAAAAGCCAUUUUUCACAUUUAAUGUACAUGAUUCAUUGGAAUACUUUUGUUAACGAAAAAAUUGUAUAUGGUUGUAGAGUUAACAUGUAAGUGAAUAAUUUUUUUAAAUGUAAAGAUUUUGACAUGUUUCCUUUGAUAGAUUUGUAAAGAAUUUUAUUUUAAUAGAAGAGAGAAUGCACCUAGAUGUAUAAUAUAAAUAAUACCCAGAAUUUAGAAGAAUAUUUGUCAUUAAUUUUUGUAUAAUUGUUAUUCUAAUAACAUGAAUAUUCAAGCUUCAUAAUAGAAAGAUUUCAAAUAUUAAGACUCAAUGAGCAAGCAUGAGUUUAUUGGUCUUCUAUAGAACUUCCUUGUAUAGUGACUUAAAGAAGAAAUCUAUUCUAAAUAAUUUACUGAUUUUUUAUUAUUGUACUGAAAUUUAUUAACAAAUAAUAUAAAAGUAAUCGAAAUGAUUUAUGUCAAAAA
Molecule: messenger RNA, 3207 nt
Organism: Phymastichus coffea
Lineage: Eukaryota; Metazoa; Arthropoda; Insecta; Hymenoptera; Eulophidae
Gene: TM9SF3
Product: transmembrane 9 superfamily member 3
Exons: 9
Coding region: 174-1934 (586 amino acids)
Biological process (GO): protein localization to membrane
Cellular component (GO): membrane
Source: RefSeq, a predicted model, not a curated record